AUGGUUGUUGGUUCGGCGACGUACCCAGGGAGGCAAGUGCUUCACAAGAUGCAACCUAUGGGCAUGACUCCUCGUGAGUUAUCAGAGUAUGAUGAUUUGGCUACAGCACUCAUAGUGGACCCAUAUCUUGGCAUAACUACACAUAAAAUGAACAUUCGUUAUAGGCCUUUGAAGACUAAUAAAGAUGAAUUAAAGAGUAUUAUUAAAGAAUUUAUGCAAACACAAGACUAUAAUAAAGCAUACACAAAAUUAGCUAAUGGAGAGUGGAUGCCUAGACAUUUUAGCAAAAAUAAACACCAACAGAGCAAGCUAAGGGAACAUAUUUAUCGUUAUUUGAGAGUGUUUGACAAAAAAGCAGGAUUUGUUAUAGAGCCCUGCUACAGAUACUCUUUAGAAGGUCGAGUUGGAGCUAAGAUAUCCACAACAAAGAAAUUUUUUAAGCAUGAAAGGAUUGAUUUUCUAGUUGGGUGUAUUGCUGAAAUGACUGAAGAGGAAGAAAAACAAUUACUACAUCAAGGAAAAAAUGAUUUUUCAGUUAUGUAUAGUUGUAGGAAAAACUGUGCUCAGUUAUGGCUUGGUCCUGCUGCCUAUAUCAAUCAUGACUGCAGACCUACUUGUACCUUUGAAGCUACAGAUCGUGGGAAAGCCUUUGUUCGUGUACUGCGAGACAUUGAAGUAGGAGAAGAAAUUACCUGCUUUUAUGGAGAGGACUUUUUUGGAAAUGGUAAUUGUUACUGUGAAUGUGAAACUUGUGAAAGACGAGGUAAGGGUGCAUUUUCUGUUAAAAAUGCACAUAAUGAUGAGCAGUCUACUAGAUACAGAUUUAGAGAAACAGAUAAUAGAAUAAAUAGGACAAAGGCAAAACAAAUACAAAAGAAUGAGAAUGGAAAAAAUCCUGAAAAAUCUCAAAUAUCCAGUAGACAAAACACAGACAUAGUUUCUCCACUUAGCAUGAAAGAAAUGAAGCAAAAAGGCUUAACUAAGUAUGAUGCUGAACUUCUAAUAGCCCAGGGUUGUAUUGCAGAUGUUAUGGAUGGACCUGUAAACAAUGAGGCACACAGUAGUAGGGAGUCCUCUGCUUCAAGUAGAGGAGAGAGGUUGCGGCGACGCACAGACAGCGGUAGAACUACAAAUGGUGUGUUGAUAUCUAAUAGUAGUAAUGUAAAACGACGUGCACCUCCUUCACGUUGCUGUAGUACAACCAGCUCACGCAGUAGUCGUGACUCCCACACUGGUAUAGUUUUGAGAAGUCACAAACGCUUACUUGAUAGUUGUAUGCAGGCCACUUGUCCUAAAACUAAAAAUGUAUCUAAAGUAGGCACUGAGGCCAAAUUGGAUAGAAAUCUUAACACACCAAAAGCAGAAACUGACUUAAAUAUUUUAGAUACAAACAAAGUAAAUAUUAAAACUGAAACAUUACAAGAGAGCCACCAAGAAAAUGUUGAUUCUGUUGAUGUUAUCUCAGAAAAAACUAUACACUAUACACUAGAAAAAACGGAAGAAGAUUGUGAUACAAAAGAAUCUCUUUUGCCAUCAACAGAAUCAAAUAAUUCAACUGAAGAAAAGAUUGAAACAUCUGUUAGUGAUUCCAAUGUUCAAGAACAAAUAGUUGAUGAUAAAAAGUGUGAAAGUGACAAUGCUUGUGUGAAAAGUGAAAUAUAUGAUUUUAGAGAAAAUGUUAAUCCAAGUGAAUCUAAGGAUAGUAAAUUGAACAAGAAUCAAAAAGUAGACGUAACUAAUAGGACUGAGGAAUCAAGAAAAGAAACUGACUCUGGUCCUCCCUGGCUGGCAGACAACUCUAACAAAAGUAGUGAGUGUCCAUGCACUCCACCACGCCGGGGGCUCAAGUUGACAUUACGAGUGAAAAGGAGUCCUGUAGUGGAGGAAGUAAUGGAUUGUGGUAAUGCAACAGAGGCGACUGAAUAUGAAGUAUUACGACUAGAGGGUGUUGAUCCCGAGACAGCGCGGCGCUUAAAAAAAAGGCGUCGAUCUAAAGAACGACAUCGUAAACACAGCCCAAUCCGUCCUCUGCCUCCAAUGAAACGAUUAAGAUUAAUAUUUGGCAAUGAGAGCCGUACUAUUGAUUUGCCAACUGCUAUUUCAGCAGACUGA
Molecule: messenger RNA, 2112 nt
Organism: Arctia plantaginis
Lineage: Eukaryota; Metazoa; Arthropoda; Insecta; Lepidoptera; Erebidae
Source: the annotation of a GenBank genome assembly